CAAUAAUGAGAAAGGCAUGUGUGACAGGCUUAUAAGGAUUAUAUGAUUCACCGUUUAGAGUUGAUGUUAUAGUUACUGCGAAUCAGGAAGUUGGAAGAGUAAUAUCAACACCUUAUACAAUAUUAUAGCAUUGCUUUGAAGACUCGGUAGAAAUUAAACUGCUGCUAUAAAGCUCUCCGAUAAGAAUACAAGCAAGCCAAUUUUUCAGUUUAAAUAUACAGAGAACAUGUACUCAUCAUCAUGCAGCUUGGAUCUAGAAACUGAAACUGGAACUCAAAGGCCACAUGAGUGCAAUUUUAGUAAUAGGAGUUUUUUUCAAUCAAGCUAUUUAAAAAGACAUAAAAGGACACAUAUGGGAGGGAAGUUACAUGAAUGUGAUGUUUGUAAGAAGAUAUUUCGUGAAAGGAGCGAUUUAACAAGACAUAAGAAAACACACACUAGAGAGAAACCUUAUAAAUGUGAUUUUUGUAAGAAGAUAUUUUCACAUGUUAGUAUUUUGGUUAAUCAUCAAAAAACGCACACCGGAGGAAAGCCUUAUAAGUGUGAUUUCUGUAACAAGCAAUUUUCACGCAGUUACUACCUGGCUAUACAUAAAAGAACACACACUGGCGAGAAACCAUAUAAAUGUGAUGUUUGUAAGAAGAGAUUUUCGCGUCGUAACAAUUUGGUUAGACAUCAAAAAACACACACUGGGGAAAAGCCUUAUGAAUGCGAUGUUUGUAAGAAGAAUUUUUCACGUGCUAAUAAUUUAGUAACGCAUCAAAGAACACACACUGGGGAGAAACCUUAUGAAUGUGAGAUUUGUAAGACGAGAUUUUCGCGUAGUAAUAAUUUAGUUAGACACCAAAGAACUCACACUGGAGAGAAACCUCAUGAAUGUGAUAUUUGUAAGAAGAGAUUCUUACAGCCUGCUGGCUUAGCCAAACAUAGAAGGACGCACACUGGGGAAAAACUUUAUGAAUGUGAUGUUUGUAAGCAGCGCUUCUCACAGUAUGGUGGUUUAGCAAGACAUCAAAGAACACACAGUGGAGAGAAAGAUUAUGAAUGUCAUGUUUGCGAGAGAAGGUUUUGUACUUUUGCUCAAUUGACUGGUCAUAAAAGAACACACACAGGAGAAAAAUCUUAUGAAUGCGAUAUUUGUAAAAAGAGAUUCUCGCAAUCUAGUAGCGUGGCUAGACAUAAAAGAAUGCACUCUGGAGAGAAACCUUAUGAAUGUGCUAUUUGUAAGAAGAGAUUCUUACAGCGUGGUGGCUUAUCAAGACAUGCAAAAACACACGCUAGAAAGAAACCUGUUGGAUUUGAUGAUUGUGGGAGAGAUUUCGAGAUUCUUCUGACAUGAUUAUUCUUCGCACAUUAAGAAUCGUGUAGCACACCGUUUAAUUUGGUAAGAUUCAACAUUUUCGGUGGACGGCCCCAUGUCACUGGCAAACGGUUUAAUUUCAAAGUUGGAGAGACAGAGCGGAGUUGAAAUAAAGAAAGGUAGAUAUUUUUCUCCGUCCCAACUAGGGUGAAAAAGGAUAAUCGCGAGUACCAAACUUGUUGUAAAAUAGAAAAUUGUGUAGCUGUGAAAAGUUCGGCGCUUACGUAGUCCUAAUGACUUGCCUAUGUCGCGCUCCUCAAUACAUUGAUUAUAGUAAGUACAUUAUCGAAAUCGAAACAAAAACUGUUAAUUUUUAGUAAAUUAGCUUGUAGGUGCACCACGUAAGCUUAGUUAGCUUGUAUUACCAACAAGCUAAUUUACUUAUUGAUGUCACCAUGCAAGCAUACAAGAAUAUUAAUAACUUUAGAUUAAAGUUUAUUAUCGAAUUACACCAGACAUUUUGGCAUAUAUAUUUUGCUGUUGUUGAAUAGUUUAACUGCCUUUUGACAUUAGCUACAAAGGUUGAUAAUUUUCAUAAAAAGGCUUGCUAUCAGUACCACCAGUAUAUGUACUACCAGACGCAAGCGCGACAUAUAAUGUAAUGUAUAUAAUGAACCACCAGACGCAAGAACGAUAUAAAAAUAGAAGAACACGCAUGCAAUAUCCCCUCGCCUGAAGCCAUUACAGUAGUCCCUCGCUAACUCGAACCUCCAAGG
Dendronephthya gigantea is the source of this 2076-nucleotide messenger RNA. RefSeq names its product zinc finger protein 239-like. Lineage: Eukaryota; Metazoa; Cnidaria; Anthozoa; Malacalcyonacea; Nephtheidae. The coding region runs from base 227 to 1339 and encodes 370 amino acids. The transcript has 3 exons. The record is from RefSeq and is a predicted model, not a curated record.